CACAGGAAGAGCAAGGGUGUGUUUCCGGAGGGGAGGGCCCACCGCUGCAACGACGAACUUCGCCGAAGACGCCGUUUAGGUGGAGUUUGCACAUUGAAAGGAUGGAGCUGCGACCUUUUGUCAUGUGCUUUGCUCUCUGUGUGGUUUACGCCACAAGUAAACCCACGGAGAAGAAGGACCGCGUUCAUCACGACGAUCCUCUCAGCAACCGAGAGCACGACGAUUCUGACAACUUCGACUACGACCAUGAAGCUUUUCUGGGACAGGAAGAGGCUAAAACCUUCGACCAGCUCACACCGGAGGAGAGCAAGGAGAGGCUCGGUAUGUUGGUUGAACGUAUCGAUGAAGAUAAAGAUGGCUUCGUGACUGUUGAGGAGAUGAAGAAGUGGAUCAAGCACGCGCAGAAGAGGUGGAUUUAUGAUGAUGUGGAUAGACAGUGGAAGAGUCACGACCUCAACGGGGAUGACGUGGUGUCCUGGGAGGAGUACAAGAACGCCACAUAUGGAUACAUUCUUGACGACCCGGAUCCCGACGAUGGCUACAGCUACAGACAGAUGAUGGCUCGUGAUGAGAGGAGGUUCAAAAUGGCCGACCAGGACAAUGACUUGAAAGCCAACAAGGAGGAGUUUACGGCUUUCCUUCACCCUGAGGAGUACGACCACAUGAAAGACAUCGUAGUGCUAGAAACUAUGGAGGACAUCGACAAAAACGGAGAUGGUUUAAUUGACCUGGAUGAGUACAUUGGUGACAUGUACAACCAGGAAGGGGACUCCAAUGAGCCUGAGUGGGUGAAGACGGAGAGGGAGCAGUUCACCGAGUUCAGGGACAAAAACAAAGACGGCAAGAUGGACAAAGAGGAGACCAGAGACUGGAUCCUGCCCAGUGACUAUGACCAUGCUGAGGCCGAGGCCAAGCAUUUGGUCUAUGAGUCAGACGCAGACAAAGAUGGCCGUUUGACCAAGGCAGAAAUUGUGGACAAGUACGACCUCUUCGUUGGCAGCCAGGCGACCGACUUCGGCGAGGCCCUGACUCGGCAUGACGAGUUCUAACCGCCAUCUGCCUCCAGAGACUGUGCGCUCAUCUUGUGGACCACCGAACUCCUUUUUUUUUUUUUGUUUGGUUUUUUUUUUUGUUUUUCUGCCAGUGGAGUAUUUCGGAGCAAGACGGGCCCGCCGAAGCCACAGACAAUAAUUUAUUGGAUUUCUUGAAUGUGUCCUCAUAGUGCGCACUCUAAACGUUCUUUGUAACGUGUCCAUGCGUGACCAGUGCGUCCUCACGUUCAUUUGCACCUCAGAUUGGGAUUCAUCACCUGUCUUUGCUUUACUUUUCACUUUUCACACUAGUUUUUAUGUCCUGAUCAAAGGACAGGAUUCGUCAAUCUUUUAUUGUUUUUUUUUUUUCUUUCAGAGGACAAGUAUAUGAAUUGACCUUGCAUUUUUUAAGAACAAGAAUUAGAGCUGCGGUUUACAAAGGAUCCUCCAAUACAUUGUACUGAAGCAUAAAGCUGAACUGUACCCUCCAUUCCUUGUAAUUUGAUCUAAAUGUAAAAUUCUAGUCGCUAAUUCAGUUGUAGAGUUGUUUUUUUCCCCUGUCACAAAGCAGUCACACAUGAGUGUAGGGAGUUUGGGGUAAAAAAAUAAAUAAAUAAAAGAAUUAAAAAAUUUAAUCAAGUGACAAUGAAGACGAUCUGGCCGAGUGCAAUACGUCACCAUUGGGACCGACGCUGUGUUUGCCGUACCUUAACACAAGCUGUUUGAAGUUAAAAGCAGAUUGCGCCUUGUGUUAUUGAAGGAAUGGAGAUGACUGAUUAAUGCUGCCUCUUUCAGCCCCCCACCCCCCCACCCCCAUCACCUCAACAAUGUGUGUGAUUGUGUGCGCGUGUGUGUGUGUGUGUGUGUAUAUAUAUAUAUAUAUAUACUUGUAUUCUUGAUGACUGCCUUCCUCGUUUUAUUUUUGUGACCUUUUUGGUUUGUUUGAUUCAGCUCAAGUAACUCAUUUGUGCCAAGCAAAAAACAAACAAAAAUCCUUUUUGUAAACAGUUUAGGGAAAUAAAUUUCCCCCCCUUUUUGAACACUUUCAAAAUAAACUUCUGCUUGUGUUAUCACUACCACCAUUUAUAACCACUGUUGAUGAUUUCUAGUAAAAUGUAUAUGAAAAUGUUUUUUUACAGGCUCACUGCAACAACAAGUCUUUCACUAGUGACUCUACUGUAAAUAAAUUGUUGGCUUGCAAACUGAGCACUCUUAACAGUCUGGUUCAGGUUUUGUGAUUGAG
This is a messenger RNA of Salarias fasciatus (jewelled blenny), 2274 nucleotides long. It is a transcript of the gene calub, whose product is annotated as calumenin b. Bases 102 to 1049 code for a protein of 315 amino acids. Gene Ontology annotation, molecular function: calcium ion binding. The transcript has 7 exons. The record is from RefSeq and is a predicted model, not a curated record. Lineage: Eukaryota; Metazoa; Chordata; Actinopteri; Blenniiformes; Blenniidae. Gene Ontology annotation, cellular component: endoplasmic reticulum.